Molecule: messenger RNA, 4395 nt
Organism: Entamoeba invadens IP1
Lineage: Eukaryota; Evosea; Mastigamoebida; Endamoebidae
Product: trichohyalin, putative
Exons: 1
Coding region: 1-4395 (1464 amino acids)
Biological process (GO): actin cytoskeleton organization
Cellular component (GO): cortical actin cytoskeleton; plasma membrane; cell junction
Molecular function (GO): actin filament binding
Source: RefSeq, a predicted model, not a curated record
AUGUCAAUACGACGUGAAUUAGGGAAGUCACAGAGCGUGAUCUUAUUUAAACGUUCCACCUCUGUGCGAAUAAAUGCGUAUAAAAUGUUUUUGAAUUACAUCAACAAUGGGCAAUAUCAAGUGACGAACUUUUUUAAUGAUCUUACGAAUGGAUUGUCCUUGAUUCUUUUUAUGGAAACACUAUCACGGAAUCAUAUGAAGCGAUAUAACAAGACACCAAAGUGUUUGAUGCAUUACAAAGACAAUUUAGAAGGAGUCUUGAAAUUUAUGCGAGAGAAUGGGAUUUUAGACAAUAUAGUCUCACAAGACAUAUUCGAUAAAAAUGAGAAGACCAUUUUGAUGGUCUUUAAGUCGAUCAUCAAACGAUUUUGGUUCAAAGGUGUCGAAUUGAAACCAAAGAACUUUAAUGUGUGGCUUCAACGUGUUUUUCAUAAGGAAGUCAAUGCCUCAAAUGAAUGGAAUACUCUUGUCUUUUGGGAAACUAUAAUGAACUAUUUGAAACCUAAUUCAAUUAAUAAAGAAAAUUUGCAUGAAAAUUUGAAGGAGAAUUUGAAUUAUAUUUUGAACGUCGCAAAUAAAGAACUCAAAAUCCCUCUUAUUAUUGAUGGACAAGUAAUUGUCGAUGGAAUUAUAGAAGAAGAUAUUAUUGCUCUUUAUUUAGUCUUUUUUGCAUUGGCAGAUAACACUUUGUCCGAAGAUGACGGAAUUUUAUUUUUGAGAAAAGAUCCCCCUCAAUUUAGUACCUUUGACGCAGACCGUGGAUCGGAGACGCCAAAACGAAAAAGUGUCUCUUUGAGUAAAAGCACAAUCGUCUCCUCUUCAAAAUCAACAAGUUCUUUGGGACUCACUGCUGAGGUGAUUGAAAAAAGCGAAAAAAAAACAGAAACGCCAAAGAAAGAGGUAAAAAACACUGAGAUGGAGGAACUUAAGAAAAAACUCAAAGAAAGUGAGGAAAGGUGCAAAAAACUCGAAAACGAAAAAGAAAAAACGGAAAAAGAAAGAAAAAAUACAGAAGAACAGAAAAAUAAGGAAAAAGAAGAUAACUCAAAAAAUCUGGAGAAGAUCAAAAAACUGGAGGAACUAGUCAAGGACUUGAACAAACAAAAUGAGGAAAUUGAAAAAGUGCGAGCUGAAAAACAGAAAGUGGAAAAGGAACUUGAAAAUAUAAAUACAGAGCUGAAUGAUGUGAAGGAAAAAAUGAAAGACAUUGAACAAAAUAAAAAAAUUGAGAUUGAGCAAUGUCGGAAAGAGAAAGACGAUUUAUCAAAACAAGUUAAAGAAAAUUCGACUAAAAUUGCAGAACUUGAAAAUGUGAAAACCGAAACGGAAAAAGAACUAAAAAAUAAAAAUAAAGAACUGAAUGAUGUUAAUGAUAAAAUAAAAGAUAUGAAUGAAAAUCAUGAAAAUGAAAUAGAGAAGAACAAUAAAGAGAAAGAAGAUGCACAAAAGAAAGUCGAAGAAUUGACAACAAAGAAUGCAGAACUCGAGAAAUUUAAAAUGAAAAAUGAACAAUUGGAAAAGGAACUCAAUGAUAAAACAAUACAACUUAAUGACGUGAACGAUAAAAUGAAAGAUUUUGAACAAAAUAAAAAAACCGAGAUUGAGAAGUGCCAGAACGAAAACAACGACCUUGAAAAGAAAUUGGCUGAACAAGCUUCUAAAAUUAUUGAAAUGGAAAAGCAAUAUAAAGAAACGAUGGAAAAGAACCAAACAACUCAAGCAGCCCGAGAAAAGGAAUUUUUGGAACAAAACGAAAAGGUUAAAAAACUCGAAGAGGAAAAUUCUCAAAACCAAAAUGUUUUUGACAAAAAAACUCAAGAACUUGAAAAUGUGAUUCAAAUCAAGGAAGAGGAAAAGCAAAAACUGAAGAACGACUGUGAAACUUUGCAAAUACAACUAACUGAAGAACAAAAACUUCAAAAAUCUGGAAAUGAUGAGAUUGAGAAAUUGAAAAACGAAAAAGACGAUUUAUCGAAACAAGUUAAAGAAGUGAUAGCAAAGAAUGCAGAACUUGAAAAUAAAAAUACAGAGCUGAAUGAUGUGAACGAUAAAAUAAAAGAUGUUGAACAAAAACUAAAAACCGAGAUUGAGAAGUUGAGAAAUGAAAAAGAAGAUACAGAAAAGAAAGUCGAAGAGAUGACAACAAAGAAUGCAGAACUCGAAAACAUGAAAACCGAAACGGAAAAAGAACUAAAAAAUAAAAAUAAAGAAUUGAAUGAUGUGAAUGAUAAAAUGAAAGAAAUGAAUGAAAAUCACAAAAACGAGAUUGAGCAAUGUCAGAAAAUGAACGAAGAAUUGACAUUCAAGAUUGAAGAAAGCGAAAAAGAGCGCAAUGAAAAGGACAGAAAAAGAGAAGAGGAGAUUGCGACAUAUAAAAAGGAGGAAUCUGAACUGAGAAAACAAGUUGAAGAAGCCAAAAGUGUGAAUCAGAGUUUAGUGGAACAGAAUGAGUUGCUCAAAAUCCAAAUGAAAGAGCUUCAGAAGGCUAAAGAGGAUAUGGACUUGAAGAUGAUACAGAACGAAAAUGUGUAUAAAGGAGAGAUCGACGGGUUGAAUAAAGAACUUGAGGACUUGAAUACGAACUAUCAGAUGUUGAUGCAAGACAACAUGAGAGGGAACACUGACUUAGAGAACAAAAUCAAUGAAAUGAAUGAACUUGUAAAAACGAAUGAAGAGAAGAACAAAGUGAAGGAUGAGGAAAUUAAAAAACAGAAAGAAGACAACAAAAAAAUGCAAACCAACGAAGAAGAGAUGAAUAAGAAGAUGAAAGAGCUUGUUGAGAAAAUGAAUAAAAACGAAGACAAGACAAAGGAGAUGGAAAGUCAAGUGAAAGAGAAGGAACUUGCUGCGAAAAUACUUAAUGAACAAACACAGGAAAUGCAAAAUCAGAUAUCUGAGACGGUAAGACAAUUAGAAAAUAUCAAGAGUAAGGCAUUGGAGGAGAGCGAAAGGCUUGAAAAUGCAGUUGUUGAUGCAAAAUUGAUGAUGAGAGCAAACAUUGAACAAAACAACACCAAAAACGAAGAGAAGAUGAAAGAAAAGGAACACGAGAUUGAUGAAUUGAGAAAAGAAAUGGAAACUCGAGAAAAAGAGAACACCGAGUUGAGUGCGAAUUUGGAAAAAAUGAAAACACAGAUGGGAGAAAAUACGAAAAAGAGCAACAAAAUAGCGGAGGGUCUGGAACUUAAAAUAGAGGAUUUGGAGAAUGCUCUCAAACAGAGUGAAAAAACGAUCAAGCAGAAGAACGAAACCAUUGAAAAAUUAAAGGAAAGUGUGGAAAAGAUGGAAACUGAAGUCAAAACAAUGAAAGAUGCGGAGUUGUUACUGAAAGCCGAAAUUGACAAACGCGAACAAGAAAAUGCUACGUUACAAGGCGAGAAUGAACGCAUCGAAAAGGAUACAAAGGUAUUGGAAGGCAAGAUAUGUUUGUUGGAGAAAGAAAAUGAAAAUCUAAAAACAGAGAGCGAGAGCAUCAGAGAGAAACAACUGGAAAGCGAAAGACAGAGCGAAAAAGAAGUUUUGGAAAUGAAACAACAAAUAGAACAGAUGGAAAAAGAAAACCAAACACAGAAAGACACAAUCGCUUUGUUGGAAGUUGAGAAAACACACAACUUGAAAAUAGUCGAAGAAGCGAACGCAAGAGAAAAGGAAUUGAAAAUACAAAUUGAAGAAACUGAAAAACUCAAAACAGAAGCUAACGAUAAAGCAGGUGAAGAGACAAGGAAACGAAAAGAAGCUGAAAAACAAAACGAAAUAUUAAAACUACUUGUGGAUGAAAAAGAGAAGCGGAUCAACGAAAAGGACGAAGAAAUUGAACGUGCAAAAACCGAACAACGCCAAAAGGAGGAGUUGCACAAACAAAUUGAAGAACAGAACAAUAAGGAAAUAACAAGGCUGCAAGGCGAGUUUGCUGAUCUCCAGCAAUUGAGGAACGCUGAAAUAGUUCAAAACGAAGAAAAACGCAGAGUUGAUGAAAAAGAAGGAGAAAAUGAAAAUAAUGAUGAAAAAGAAAAAGAAAAGAAGAGAAUUGAGGAGUUUGACAAGCGCAUGGAACGUUUAGAGAAGAUGAUUUCUGAUUUUGAGAAAGUCAAUGAGAAAGCGAAAGGAGAGAUGGAGGGGAGUUGCAACAAGUCGAAAGAUGAGAUCAUUGCGAGUGUUGGAGAGGCCGAAAAGCGAAUGAAGGAACUCAAGGAUUUGAUGAAAGAACGCAGUAAAGUGGAAAUGAGAAAAAGCACAAAGGGAGAAGACAAAGAGAAGAAGGAAGAGAAAACGCAGAUGGAAGAGUUGAUGACAACCCACAAAAAGGAGAUGGAUAGUGUUUACAGCAGUACUAAAACAGCAAUGCUUGCUGCUGUUGGUGUUGCUAUUGUAUCGCUUGCUAUCCAUUUUUUCUGA